AUGGUGGUGGGGCCGAUAGUCAGCACGUCCGGCGUCGCCCGGCCGCCGUUAUUGCCGACGACGAGGAAGCCCGUGUUCUUCUUCAUCUGGUCGUUCCGGGCGCCGGGCGGUCGACAACCAUCAUGUCACGCCGCCAUUGUUGCGCAGGCACAAUACAUAAACAUCGUCAGCGACACGUUGCACCCGGCCGGUCCUCUUGUGCUGCUGGCCGGAGGUGCCGAUGCCCCGGGGCAGACAUCAAGCAGGAAAAGCAUCAUGGCUGUUGCUUUCCGCCGGAAGGUCAGCUUGUUGAGCUCCACGUUUCUGUUCUUCAAUGCUCUCUUGGUGGCAUUUGAUGUUGUAGCCGCCGAUGAUGCCCAGGCAUGUGAUGAUGUUAUUGUAAACAUCGUCAACCAGACAGACAUCGACUUCUACAAGACCUGUCCGGCUAUCGACAGUGUUCUCUUUUUCGUCGACCACGAGUUCAAGGGCCCCUUUGAGCUGCCCGGCGUUGAGUCCUUGCCUAAAUUCAGUUCUGGGUACCUUGGACCGGAGCUCCAGGGGAUGACUCGGGUAGAAGAUGGCGUAACCACCAUCUCGAUGCCAGAUCUCCAGAAUACCACGAGCGGCGGGAUGUUGUUUGGAUACCUCAAUGAUUUGACCAGCAUCUCAUUUCCGAAACUCGGAACUGUCAGUGGAGACAUUGUCGUCAUAGGUAGCGAUGGUGUUCGGAAUGUGACAUUGCCAGCAUUAUCCACCAUCGGUGGGGGUGUGCUCCUUGACGGUGAUUUCGAUGAAAUCAAUCUUUCGUCACUGAAGUCCGUGGCAUAUAUGAGAGUGGAAUCCACCGGCAAUAUCAGCUGCCCGGCUCUGGGAGCAGCUUUCGCCAGUCUGACCUUCACCGGUACGGAGGACGACAUCUACCAGGGUUUUACUUGCUGGACUCCGGAUGAGAACAACACUUGGAACUCGUCAGAUCCGUCAAACAACCCCACGACCGGAGAUUCUUCCCCCACGGCGACCAACUCGGGGUCGGCUUCAGCGACAAGCCGAGAAUUGGCGCUCGAGACGAGAAGAGUCCAGGCAAUGCCGUAG
Molecule: messenger RNA, 1074 nt
Organism: Diaporthe amygdali
Lineage: Eukaryota; Fungi; Ascomycota; Sordariomycetes; Diaporthales; Diaporthaceae
Exons: 7
Coding region: 1-1074 (357 amino acids)
Source: RefSeq, a predicted model, not a curated record